Molecule: messenger RNA, 1371 nt
Organism: Penicillium subrubescens
Lineage: Eukaryota; Fungi; Ascomycota; Eurotiomycetes; Eurotiales; Aspergillaceae
Exons: 1
Coding region: 1-1371 (456 amino acids)
Source: RefSeq, a predicted model, not a curated record
AUGCUAGAACACGAUAGUAUCGACAUCCUAGGGAGUACCCCCUUUCUGUACAAGUUGUACACGCAACUGUGUAUCAUCUUCGCUGUCUCCGAGCCAUCAUCCGCUAUCACCGACACCCUCCGAGAUGGACUUGAUAGACUCGCCGAAGGGUUUCCAUGGCUUGCUGCAACGGUCAUUAACGAGGGCGCAAGUGAAGGAGUCACAGGUACUUACCGAAUUGUACCUUCAAAUGACAAGAUCCCGUUGAUCAUCAAAGACCUUCGUGAUGAUGUCUCCGCCCCGACCAUGGAGAGUCUUCGACAGUCAAAUUACCCCUUCACCAUGCUUGAUGAGAAGUUAAUUGCUCCAUGCCUGACUCUCAAUCUCCCGGGUAAUACGAUUGGACUGGCUGCAACUUCUGCGCCUAUUUUUGCAGUGCAAGCGACCUUCAUUACCGGUGGUCUCUUGCUCACGGUGGUUGGCCAGCACAAUGUCAUGGACAUGACGGGGCAAGGGCACAUUAUCGACCUGCUAUCCAAGGCUUGUCAUAAUCAGCCGUUCAUAGCCGAGGAGCUUUCCAUUGGCAACAUGGACAGGAGCAAGACUAUUGCGCUUCUGGAUGAUCCCUUUGACCCUGCCGUGGAACUCAAGCAUCAGAUGGUGAGGACUCCUCCACCUGGGAAGGAAGCGGGCAAGACCAAUACUCCACCUUCGUCUACCUGGGCCUAUGUGACCUUCUCAGCAGCGUCACUGGAGGCUCUCAAAUCACAAGCAACUCAGACUAAAGACACUUCGACGCCUUUUGUCUCGACUGACGAUGCGGUGUGCGCAUUUAUCUGGAAAUGUACAGCUCGGGCCCGUCUACAGCGUCUCGACCCGGGGAUGGAGUCUGCCUUCGCUAGAGCAGUGGAUGUCCGCCAACGUAUGGGAAUUCCUAGCACAUACCCGGGGAUGUUCCAGAAUAUGGCAUACAACAAAGACAUUCUACAACAUCUUGCAGACCAACCUAUCGGAGCAAUUGCAUCUCAGCUUCGCCGAAAGCUGGAUCCCAAGGUCGUUGACUUGGCCUACAACACCCGAGCUCUCGCUACAUUCCAAGCCAGAUCGGUAGAUAAGACGAAGACUUCUGCUACUGCAUGCGUGGAUACUUCAUCGGGUAUUAUGCUGAGCUCCUGGGCGAAGAUCAAUACCUUUGAGCUGGACUUUAAUCUGGGACUUGGCAGGCCGGAGGCUGUGCGUCGGCCAGCUUUUGUCCCGUUCGAGUCUCUGAUGUAUGUAAUGCCCAAGUCGCCGAAUGGGGAGAUACCCGUUGGAAUUUGUCUGAGAGAUGAAGAUUGGAAAUCGCUGAAGGCUGACGAGGAGUGGGCGAAGUAUGCCACUUAUGUAGGUUAG